Molecule: messenger RNA, 1191 nt
Organism: Nicotiana attenuata
Lineage: Eukaryota; Viridiplantae; Streptophyta; Magnoliopsida; Solanales; Solanaceae
Exons: 3
Coding region: 219-857 (212 amino acids)
Source: RefSeq, a predicted model, not a curated record
GUCCAUCCCUACCAAAUACUGUAUUUCAUACCCAAACCACCCCUAACAUUUGCUUACAAAUACAAUUGCGUCCUAUAUCACACAAUCCUCCAACCUCCGCCGUGAAAUUCGUCGGAAUCUAUCUACCAGAAUAUCGCCUGAGAUUUUUCCGAUUAUCGAAAAACGGCUAUAAAAAAGAUAAGUUAAAAGAGAUAAGAAGGGAAAUCUCGCGUUGAAGAAUGGGGAAGAAACGGAAGUCGCUAGCAACGAGCCUCGAUGAGGUGGAUCGAACCAUGUAUUCAACUUUCUGUAGCGCUGCCAACUCCCUUUCUCAGCUUUAUACUCAAGCUAUGAACCAACAGAAACUCUCUUUCCUUUCCGGUGAACGUCACGGAAUGGAAAAACUGUACCAAUGGAUCUUGAGGCAACAAGAGGGUGGAUCCAGAGUAACAACUGUUGACAUACUGAACUACCUGCAGUCCGAAUUGGAUUAUAAUGGAGAGGACCAGUCAAUGUCGCCUAGGCCACCACCUCAGCAUCAGCAUUCCCAGCCGAUGCAUUUUGCAAACUCAGGCUUCCAUGUCUCUCCAGGUCCAGUUGGCGUAGCAGCUCCAGGUCAUGGCGUACGUUCUGAUCAUGAUCAGCAACCAAAGAAUAACGUUUUCUCAAAUGCUCUUUCAAGUCCUGUUCGCCGGAGCUUACAGAAUUAUCACAUUGCUCAAGGGGGUCAGUUUUCGAACAAUGUUCAACCUCCCAAUGGUACAAGACACAUUGAAACAAACUCCCAACACCAAAAUAGAGAUUCUAAUAGUUAUAUCUCUGCCGAUGCAUCCAUGGAUAUGCAUUCCGAUAGUCCAGGUCAUGACUCUACUUACUGAUGAAUUAAUGUUUUGGAAGCUGCCUUUUGUCAUGCCAGGGUGGUCAGACUGCAAGUUCAGGUAAAUUGAUGUAUUCUGUCAUGCAGAUGUUAUAGGAGAAAAAGUAGAUUAUGAGAUUGGCUGCUUGCUGAUAAGACUAUAAGUGUCCAGACAUCAAUAUCCUUGUGCACAUGCUCAUCGAUAAAAUGCUAUUUGAUGAGUACCAUACCUUUUGAAUACACUCCUGUUGUUUUUGGGACCAGCUAGUUAGUUUCCUUUGGGUCUUUUGUGAUACUUAUGAAUUGUUUCAUUAUUUACCAUACUAUGUGAUUGGUGUUAGUGUUGCUUCCUUGUG